Apaloderma vittatum (bar-tailed trogon) is the source of this 7363-nucleotide messenger RNA. RefSeq names its product retinitis pigmentosa 1 (autosomal dominant) (gene RP1). The record is from RefSeq and is a predicted model, not a curated record. The annotation marks the transcript as partial. NCBI's taxonomy places the organism in Eukaryota, Metazoa, Chordata, Aves, Trogoniformes, Trogonidae. Gene Ontology annotation, biological process: retina development in camera-type eye; intracellular signal transduction; axoneme assembly. Gene Ontology annotation, molecular function: protein binding. Gene Ontology annotation, cellular component: axoneme. The transcript has 19 exons.
CACAUGUACAAUUUAUAAAUCUCUGAAAACAAGCUAACUACUCUUUUAUGUGCGUAGGAUGUGACUGUGGAUUGCUGUCAAAAUGAGUGAAACACCUUCAACUAGUUACUCGGUGAAUCAGCCAAACUCCUCCGAGAGCGAACAGAGCUUAUCCCCGCGCCACUUCAAUGUCACUGAACCUGUGGUGGCAAAACGGAUCUGCUUCUAUAAAAGUGGAGAUCCUCAGUUUAAUGGGAUCAGAAUGGUUGUUAAUAACCGAUCAUACAAGACAUUUGACGCCUUGCUGGAUAGUUUAUCCAAACGGGUCCCGUUACCUUUUGGAGUGAGGAAUAUUAGUACACCAAAAGGGAGACACAGCAUUACCAAUCUAGAUGAUCUUGAAGAUGGAAAAUCUUAUAUUUGUUCCCAUCAGAGGAAAAUGAAGCCCAUCAACCUGGAACAGGCUAGCAAAAAGCCACUGCCCUGGCAGAUCAGUAGGCCUGUCAGUGCUCGACGUCGAGCUGUGCAAUUAGCAAGGGAAAAUGGAGGUGUAUUUGGCCAUCGAGAAAUCAGAAUAACAACUCCCAAAAAGAUGUUUGUUUUCAAAAACGGGGAUGUAAGAUUAAGGCGCACCAUAGUUCUGGGAAAGAAAAAUACACAAACUUUUGAAGCCUUUCUGGAUUAUAUGAGUGAAUUAAUGCAAUAUCCGGUUGCGAAACUAUAUACCACCGAUGGCAGAAAGGUUCCUAACCUUCAGGCCCUGGUAUUGUGCUCCGGAGCUGUAGUUGCAGCAGGGAGAGAGCCUUUCAAACCAAGCAAUUAUGAUUCUCUUGGGUAUUCACGGCCUGCUAAAUUGCUUGGAAUUGCAAAUCGAGUAUACCCAAAAGCAAAUGCCAAGUCAGAAAAUGAAAAUAAUGAAAUGGACUCUAGCUCAAGAUCUCAGAUAUUCUCAGUUUCUUCUGAUAAAGGGUCCAGCAAUGAUAACAACUCAGAUUCUUCCUAUGUUCCUGACAGUCGUAAUGGGAUAGGGGAAAAUCAGUCAGUUACUGGUGAACACCUAUCUGUGGCACAGUAUGAAGAUGACGUUGAGAAAUCAGUUCACGUUAAUCAAGAUGGCAGUAUCACAGUGGAAAUGAAAGUUCGAUUCAAAAUUAAAGAGGAAGAAACUAUUAAAUGGACAACCACUGUAAGUCGUGCUGGCCUUUCUGACAACAAAAACGCUGCCAUUUGCAAUUCUGCAAUAUGUGCAGAAGACUGCUUAUCCAAUGUAAAUGUAUCAGAAUGUAUAAAACCAGAAGAUGGAUUUUUAAAGAGCUACAGUAAAGAAGAGGGAGGCUCAUUACAGCAAAUCAAUGCAGAAGUGUCAGACAAAGAAUCAGAGUCUGAUUUAAAAGCUGCUGAUUGUAAUAUCUCUAAGAACAAUUCUGCAGAUCUAGAUGUAAGCAAUUUACCUGAGGAUAAUAUCAGGCCUCGCUUUUAUAGGCCUCCCACCCCUGGUCCAAGGCGGGUUAGACAAAAGAAAGCAGUAGUUGAAAGUGUCACCCUGGUAUCUGAGAAAGAGGUUCAGGAGAAGACGGUAGGACAAUUUUCCUACAGUGAGGAAAUACAGAACGGAGAAAAUAAAUCUGAGUAUUGCAUGGUAGCUCAUUCAAGCAGAAAAAAAUCAAGUGUCAUUAAUCCAAAGUUUAGUGAGAUGAGUAACAAUGAUUUAUUAAAGCUUUCCUCAGAAAAUAUAAAAGAAGAAAUGCAUUUUAAAGUAAGCCACAAAAGUAGUGAUUUAAUAGAAACCACGAAUAGGAAGACAUUAGAAGUGUCUGAUGAGGGUGAAUUGGUACAGAAUAUAUUGGAGAAAUCAGCUGUGGAGAAAGGUACAUAUAAUAGUUUAGUAUCAACCUGCAAAGCGAACAUAAGUAGUUUGAUACCAUCAUCAAAAAUUUACCAGGCAGCUAGGCCAGGCUCAGCAGACCACAUCCAUGAGUCAUGUGAGAUUAAACAAAUAAAAAGAUCAAUGAGUUCUUUCAUUAGCUAUUCAGAAUCACGUGGGUCAAAAGAAGAAGCAAAAUGCAAAGCUGCUGAUUUAUUAUCUAUUUCUCAAGACUCAGUGCAUUCAGCCUGUCCUGGACAUUGCCAGAUGAAGAUGAUGUUACCUCCAUGUACUAAAGCUCACACUGAGGAAAUAAACCCAAGAACUGGAUUCUUUCCUAUUGUUACUGAAAAAGAGAAUCAAAUCAGUGUCAGAACCGAAUCUGUGACAACACAUCUUACUGAUGACAGCCAAUCUGCAUCUCACCUCACCAAAAAGAAGAAGAAGAGAAAAUCACCUACCUUCCUAGACCAAAGUACUUAUGACAGUCAUAAAGAAAAAGAAUUUUCAGGGUUAAAUAUGUCAGAGAGAGCCAUCACACUAGAGGCUCUAAACCAGGAGGAUUUUCAAGAGGAGGUUGUUGAGCAUUCACUUGAAAACUAUGUUCAAACUUGGCUGAAAAGCUUGCUACCAAAUUCUGUCUUACCCCCUAUAAAGAAGAAAGAAGGUAAUCUUGAGAAUAACAAUGUCUGUCAUUUUCCUAAAGAAAAUACUGAUGAUUCUAUGGAUAAAGAAACAAGAUUUAUCACAAAUAAAAUGCAUGUGACUGGAAAAAACCAUCUGAUUGAACAUAAUCUAACCAAAAAAACAUUGAAGCCUAUUUGUAAAUUGGGAACUUUAGAAGAAUCAACCAAGGAUUCAGGUGAAAAACAAUGUGACUCUUUAAUUCGUGCUAACACAACUAUAGUAGAAGAAGCCAAGUAUUCACUAAAGUCAGAAUUUCAUCGUGAUGGUAAACUACACUUGUUUCAUGAAGCACAUGACAAUAAAAAAAAGAUGUCAGAAGCUGAUAUUCAAGAUACUAGUCUAUGUCAAAGAAAAAAAUCUGAGGUUGCUGUUCAAGUUGAUUGUGCACUUCUCAAUGAGAAAAUGGCAAUUAAUAUUCAGAAUAACUGCAUGUCUAGCAUGUUGCUGCAUGAACUACAAUCAACUUUGCUUGGUCUUCAGAAUGAACAUAGUGGGUGUAUAGGAAAAUCUUGCGGCCUUUCGGAUCUUUCUCCUUCAGCUUUUGGUUCUUCCUCCAAUUUCCUCCUAGCUUGGCUACUUGUACUGAAUCUGAGAGAGAGUUUGAUUGGGACAAUUAAAGAUGAUGUGCAAAAACCUACUUGUAACUGUUCUGAAAUAAUUACACAGUUACAAUUUCUGAAACAAACUACAGUCACAGGAAAAGUUGAUGAACUGAAGGCUGCCUUCUCACAUGUUCAACAAUCAGCAGAAAAUAACUUACUACACUUUGGGAGGGAACUCAAACAGCAGGACUCCACACAUUGCCAUGAGAAUAUGCCCAUAUCUGAAUUUCAUAACGAUAUAGAUUUGCAUGAAAAUGAAAAAUUGGUUGAGUCUUGUUUUCCAAAGGACGGUGUAAAUUCCGAAGAAGCUCUAAAAUUGACCGGUGAAUUAGAAAGCUGUUUCAAUAUACAGGAGGAUCCUUGUAGAGAAACAGAGAUUUUAGACUUGAGCGCUCCUAAAAUGCAGCUAGAUGGUCAAUAUGCCAAUACGAAUUCCAAUACCUGCAGCCUUGCUUCAGCUACAGAGCUACCUGAAAGAAAUGAAGAAGUGCCUGAUAGUCUAUAUAAAAAAUCUCAGGAUAAAACCAUUGAUACAUCAUUCAUUAAUGAAGUGUCAGAAACUUCAAUAGAACCUAACUCGACAGUUCAUAGUGUAACUUCUAAUGACAAAAAUUGUGGUUUAGAUCGGGAUACUUCUGAGUUAGAAGGAGAAAAAUCUAUUAUACAUGUUACUACUGAUAAAAGUGAAGAUGAGAAAGUUGAUCCAAAGUCAGCAGGUAGUGACAAAAACCUGAAUAACCAGCUUAAACUAGAUGCUGAAACCUCUGUUGAAUGUAAUACUGAGGAUUAUUCUGUAAAGGAAGACAAGGAAGAUGCAGAAACUUGUGAGGAGAGCUCUGAGAGGUUAUCUACAGUCUCUCCAUUAUCAUUUUGUUAUGAAUCAAAGCAAAUUACAGAGUGUGAUAUAAGUGAAGGAGAACAGAAAUUGCAAGUAGAAGAACUGGAGAAUAAAAUACAUUCAGACGCUUCUCAAUCAAAAAAAUACUUAAAAAGUCCUGCUACUUCAGACUGGUCAGAUUAUAGACCAGAUAGUGAAGAGAGUGAUUAUAACUUUAGAGCAUCCAGUGAUUUGACCAAUGAAAGUGGGGAAGAAGCAAUACUUGAAAAACAUUACAAUACUGGUUAUGUAAAAAGAACGAUUGAACGACUUUAUGGCAAGACGGAAGCUUCAUUUAAGCCUGACUUUCAAAAAGGAUUUCCUUAUUUGUCGAAAGUAUUGCAAAAGGAUACUGAAGACCUUCACUCUGCAAUGGUGGAAGAAAACAUUCCUUUUCCUCAAGAACCUAGGCCUUGUUCUGCAGAGAAAUCAUCACGUUCUUCACUACAAUCACAAGAAUUUCUAGUAAACAUAAACAAUGACUAUACUAAGUCAAGAAGAGAAAGCACUUCUUUACCAACACCACAACCUACUCUUAAGAGAGAGGAGACAAGUUAUACCAGUUACAGUUCAGGAGAAUCUCCAAAGCAACAUUGUGAACCUAGUGUAAAAGCUAAUGAAGAUGAAGGGAUACUGAUAGAUAAAGGCAAAUGGCUUCUCAAAGAAAACCAUCUGAUAAGAAGGUCACCACCUGAACGGAAUGGAAUGUAUGGAAAUUUGGAUACAACAUCAGCAGACACAGUCCUUGAUGCAAACAGUGAUGAUGUUCCAUACUCUCACUUUGGCAAUCUGAAUCAGUACACACUCCUCAAUGAAAUCUCUUCUUCAGAACUUGAAGAAAUGGCUAAACCCUCUGAAAAUUUUUGCAACUACUUCAAUAUGCCUCAUAACAGCGAUUCAGACCCCCUUCAGGACGAUUUAAGUACAAAAAGCAAACCUAGCCGCAAUGGCAAGAUCAAACCAUCAGUCAUGGCAGGUUCUACUUCCACACAUCUUUCCAAACAGGCUGAUACCAAUAAUCCAGCCUUCACAUCUGUAGAAUUUAGAUUGCCUGAUAACAAGGUGCAUCCGUUGGAACAGCCUUCAGAUGAUGAACCCAUGCAGUCUCAGCCAACUCAUGUUAGUAAUGCUAACAGAAAUGCUCUUCGGGAAGAAGAUUCUCUGGAUAAACUCCAUGCUAUAUGUGGCCAACAUUGUCCAAUACUGAUGGUGACAGUAACACCAGUUAACGAGGAACAGAGAGGAUAUGCCUACCAAAAAGCAUCUGAUAUUGAGAACCAGCUGGGUCCAUGUUUGUUGGCCAAAAAGAAUAAACAUUUGCAAUGGUCAGGUGAAGAUUUAAUAACAGACAAAUAUAAUCAUGUGACUCUGAAGAAUAACUGUAUCAAUAAGAUUGCCAACAAUAUUUUUAAUAGGUUUUAUGCUACUAAUGCCUUAGAUUUUAUUGGUAACAUUGGAAUACUUGCAUCUUCAACCCUGAAAGACACAAGCAAUUUAGGGAAGUUACAUGUAACAGAUGAUGUGAAUGUGCGGUUGCUGAACUUCUUCUCAGGGGAGGAAUUUUCUUUCCCUGCACAUCGGUGGCUGGCCUGGGACCAGGCUGAUGGGGAAAUAUCUAUGGAGCUUCCUGUUUUACUGCAGGGUCAGCCUAUUCUUCCAGGUAAGCACAAUACCAUGUCAGCUAAUGUGUGGCCACAGACUGGUACCGAUACAGUGACUGUCUAUGAAGUGCAUGUGACAACAGGAGAACUGUGGAAUGCUGGAACCAAUGCUGAUGUCUACAUUUCUGUUUAUGGAGACAGAGGUGAUACAGGAUCAAGACAGCUGCUCAGGUCACAGAAACCCAAGAAAUUUUUAAGAGGACAAACUGACAUCUUUACUCUCGAAGCUGUGCACCUUGGACACUUGUACAAGAUUGUUAUAGGACACAAUGGUCUUGGGUCAGGAAACGGCUGGUUUUUGGAUAAAGUUGUAAUCAAGGAUCCUAUAACAGAUUUGGAUUACGCUUUUCUUUGUCACAGGUGGCUGGACCAGGGCCAGGAUGAUGGCAGUAUUGCUAGAGAAAUGACUGUGACAGAUGCCAGCACAUUUCCAGGAAGAGAAGAGCUGGAACUCAAGAGAGAGGAAACUUGGGCUGCUGAAAAGUGGAAAUUUCAGGAAGGCAAUACACUGCAGUUUUACAACAGGCUCACCCGUGGCUUCAUUUGCCUCAAUCCAGAUAGCAGAGUUGAUGCUCUUGGUGACAAGAAAAACAAAUAUGGACUUUUUGAUGUACAUGUCAAAAAGAAAAAUGUAUGUAUAUUCAGGAGUCAUCAGAUGCCAUGUCUUGCUCUUGCUCUUGUCAAUGGCCAUGUAAUUGGAAAGAGCAAAGAUAAGACUUGCUGUGAGCUCUGUGUUUACCUUCAACCAAAUGGUUGUGUCGUUCUCGAAUCAGCUGAGAACCCAGGUCACACUGUUAUGUUCGAUCUUCAAGGCAAAGUGCCUGAUGAAACAACAGGAUAUGCUGGAGUUUCCAAGGAAUUUGUUGUGCACGUCAAGGGUGUGUUUCGCCAUGGUGCCAUCAUUCUGCUCAACACAAGUCUAUGCCAGGCUCUGUCCCUUAGACCUGAUGGGAGCUGCAGUGGAGCAGGUCAGCAGCGGCAGGAUUCCUAUUGGAAAGUGCACAAAAUCAGCUCUGGAGUCUGUAUGUUUGAAAGCGUGAGAAACCCAAGAACAUAUUUGAAGAUCGAAGACGACCAGUGUAAUGGAACAGGCACUGGUGAUGAGUACUGUCACUUUAAAAUUGAAAAGAAUUUGGAAACUGGAUCUGUAAGUCUAGAAUCAGUGCAAAAUAAAGGGAUAUAUGUUGGUCUUCUGCCGGAUGGCCAAACUAAGCCAGUCAUUAACACUGGAGAGAGAAACAUCUUUUUCUACCCACAGGUCAUCAAAUUUGGCCGGAAAGAGCCUAUGGGAACAUCUGCAGCACCCAGUCAAGAGAAGAAAGACUUCAGAGAAUCUCAACUCCAACCAGCAAAAGCCCAGAAGCCAGUAUCUCAAAGCUUUCCAACUCUUCCACCCUCAAAGGAAAUGAGAAAUGCCCAAGGUGGUGAGUGUCCCCUUCCUUCAGAUGAUGAAUGGAAGGUGUCAAUGCUGACAGGAAAUGCAGGAACUGAAGCAAAUGUUGUUCUCUGGAUAUAUGGAGACAGAGGAGUCGCUGGACCAAUAAUUCUUAACAAGGACAACAGAAAGCAGCUGUUUCUUCCCAGGCAGGAGGAUGAGUUUCAGGUUAAAAUAACAAAUGUUGGGAAUAUCUACAAGAUAAGAAUUGAAUUUGAUCAAUCACUGAGUGGACAAUCAGAGUGGAACUUGCAAAGG